CAACGAAAAAUGAGUAGACGAGACACGUAUUCCAUUUUCUUUCUCUGUUUCUCAGAGUGAAGAAAAUUCAAAAUGGGUAUCGUAAUUGCAAAAAUAUUUGAAUUUUACAAAAAGAUGAGAGUAAAGAGAGAGCGGUAAUUAAGGGGAGGAUGCAGCAUUUAAGAGGAAUCACAUGGCCGCCAUUAAUACACACACCCUCCUCCACCUCCACCCUCAUAUUUAAUGGUAAUGGCUGUGAGAAGAGAAUUACGAACAACCAAAUGAAAGACCAGACCUCCAGCAAAAUGAAAGAAACAGAGGAGUUUACCGUUUGGCAAAAUCUUCGCGCCGUCGAUACCAUUUAUGAAGAAGAUUAUGAGUUUUCCUCCUCCUCUUCUUCUCUCUCUCCGCCACUCUCUCCGCCGCCUCCUCAGCAUCUCCAUUCUCGAGUUCACCAAUGGUCUAAUGUAACUGGAUUUAAGACAGAUGUUUGUAUUCGAGUUGAUGGGCAGUGUUUUCAUCUCCACAAGGAUCCUCUGGCAUCCAAAUCCCCGUAUUUAAAGCGACAAUUGGCCACUGCAGCGGACGUAACGGUCAGCCCACCGCUCAAAAUAACGCCCAAAACAUUCACUCUAGUGGCCGAUUUUUGCUACGGAGCCCCAAUCGUUAUAACGCCGUUCAACGUCGCGGCAUUAAGAACGGCCGCGGAGUUGCUCGAAAUGUCGGAGAUGGAAAAUAAUACCGACGACGAAAAUUUGGUGUAUGUAACCGAAAAAUACUUCCGGCGGGUUGUAGCCGUUAACCGGGAUUACGCGUCGGUGGUGUUCCGGUCGUGCUUAGAGUUGCUGCCGGAGGCCGAAACGAUGGCGUUUCUGGGUAGUAGAUGCCUUGAAGCGUGGAGUUUGGAAGAUGAGAGUGAUAAUGGCGAUAUUACUUGCUUUGAAGAUUUCAAAUGUUUGGAAGUAGAGAAUUUUAUGGUAUUGGCUUCGUCAUUGAACCGCAGGUUUAAAUGCCACGACUUAAUCUACAAAAUCGCUCUUCUAUAUCUCAAAGGACAUGGAAGGAAAAUCACAGAAGACCAAAAGGUAUUAAUAUGCAAUUUCAUAGACUGCGACAAGCUAUCCCCCAAACUACUCUUACACGCGGUUCAAAACCCAGUAAUGCCGCUCAGAUUCGUUGUCCGAGCCAUGCUAAUCGAACAACUCAACACUCGUAACUCCAUUAUCAGCAGUACUACCUCUGCUGCCACCACCAAACCCCCACCGCCGCGUCCAAUUCCCAAGGACCCCCUCACGCUCGGCGCAAUUCUCCAGCGCGAUGCCGCGGCUCGCGAGUCCGCCAAGUUGAAGGCCGCUAUGCACGCCACAAACUCUCGCAUACGAACCCUCGAAUCCCAACUCUCAUCGAUGAAGAAGAAGCUGCAAGAGUCUGAGAAACAGAGGAGUUUGUCCGAGGACGCUGGCCGUGGCCGUUCCGCUAGCUUUCAUUACGGCGUGGAGAAGAGCAAUAGUAAUAAUAGUAAGGUCGUCGCUAGAGGCCAACGUGGGUCAACUUCCUCCUCUGUUUUUCGACUGAGUGCUGAUUUCAAGACAGAGUAUUUGAAGUUUGGCGGUGGUUGCAAGCCGUUUUCUGAUCGUGGGUCGUUGUCGAAUCAUGAUGGGGAUAGGAAAUCUGGGAGAAGUAGUAGUAUUGGGCAGAGAUUGAUAAAUGGAAUUAAGAAUGUGUUUCGGGUGUCGAGUUUAGGAGAAACAGAGAGUAAAGUUCAGAGCAGAGAUGAUGAAGAGGAAGGGGAAGAUUUGUAUGAAGAAGAGGAAGAUGAUGAUGGGGAUGACGAUAUUGUUGUAAUGAGAAGAAAUCAGCUUUAUGUUAAGUAGAUGUUGGUUUUUUAGUUAAGUUUUUAGUUUUUAGUGUAUGUUGUCGAAUUUAUUCUUCUUGUUGGCAAGGCAACUUGUACAUGUAGAUGUAGGGUUGAACGAGUAAAUCAGCGGCUUUAAUGUGGAUUUAUAGUUUAUAUUUGUUUUUAAAAAAAUCAUAAAAUACUGUUGAUUUUUUUUUUUCC
Molecule: messenger RNA, 2038 nt
Organism: Benincasa hispida (wax gourd)
Lineage: Eukaryota; Viridiplantae; Streptophyta; Magnoliopsida; Cucurbitales; Cucurbitaceae
Product: Phototropic-responsive NPH3 family protein
Molecular function (GO): protein binding
Source: RefSeq, a predicted model, not a curated record